Benincasa hispida (wax gourd) is the source of this 2778-nucleotide messenger RNA. The record is from RefSeq and is a predicted model, not a curated record. Lineage: Eukaryota; Viridiplantae; Streptophyta; Magnoliopsida; Cucurbitales; Cucurbitaceae.
UCUGAGUUUUCCUGUUUGUUCGACGCAUUUUCGGGGAAAAGCAAGGAUCCUUUUCUCUUUCAACUCUGUUGCAAGAUACAAAUGCCGCGCUUGCUUCAUGGGACGCUUCAUGCUGAUAUAUAUAGAAUCGACAGACUUCAAACUGGAUUUCCUAUUUUCUGUGGGAAGGACAAAAGGUCGACCAAAAAGUUUCUUGCCGGAGUGAAGAGACGCAUCCUUUGCCGUCCCGAGAUUGUUGGAUCUCAAAUGUAUGCAACAGUCGAUCUUGAUAAGGCCAGAGUUGGCAGGACGAGAAUAGUGGAUCAGCCAUACAGUCCUCAGUGGAACGAUCAUUUUCGUAUAUAUUGUGCUCAUACAGUGUCACACAUUAUAUUCACAGUUAAAGAUGGAGAUGUAAUUGGUGCAACAUUAAUUGGAAGAGCUUAUGUGCCUGUUGAGGAUAUCAUUAAGGGAUUUGUAUAUGAGAAAUGGGUUGAAAUAUUAGAUGAAGACGGUAAGCCUUUGUAUGGUCGUUCUAGAAUCCAUGUAAAGUUGCAAUUUUCAAGUGUUAAUGAAGACAGGAACUGGUCCCGAGGAAUCCCAGAUCCAAAGUUCAGUGGGAUACCUUUCACAUUCUUCAACCAAAGAUGGGGUUGCAAAGUUUCUCUUUACCAGGAUGCUCAUGUUUUAAACAACUUCCUCCCUCGAGUUGGUUUGUCAGGAGGGAAUUUUCAUGAAGUACACAGGUGUUGGGAGGACAUUUUUGAUGCAAUUAGCAAUGCAAGACACUUGAUUUACAUAACUGGUUGGUCUGUGCAUACCGGAAUAACUUUGAUAAGAGACCGGGAAAGAAGACAGACAGGAGAGGAUAUUACUCUGGGACAACUGCUAAAGAAGAAGGCCGAAGAAGGUGUGACUGUUUUGCUUCUUGUUUGGGAUGACAGAACUUCCGUUGAAGAGUUCAAAAGAGAUGGUUUGAUGGCAACCCAUGAUCAAGAAACUGCAGAAUACUUCAGGAACUCGAAGGUACAUUGCGCUCUGUGUCCACGGAAUCCUGAUGUUGGUAGAAGUAUAAUUCAGGGUUUUGAGACGGCUACCAUGUUUACUCAUCACCAAAAGACAGUUGUGCUUGAUAGUGAAAUAGCUGGUGGAGGAACAGAGAAAAGAAGGAUCAUAAGUUUUGUUGGUGGCAUUGAUCUGUGUGAUGGGAGAUAUGAUACACCAAAGCACCCUUUGUUUUCAACUCUAGAUUCAAUCCACUAUAGCGAUUUUCACCAGCCUAGCAUUUCAGGCUCUUCAAUUAGGAAAGGUGGUCCUCGGGAACCAUGGCAUGACAUCCAUUGCCGCCUAGAAGGGCCUGUUGCUUGGGAUAUUCUGUACAAUUUUGAACAAAGAUGGCGAAAGCAAGUUGGAAACAACUUGUUAAUUCCAAUGCAAAAGCUUGAAGAAACCAUUACCCGCCCAGUAAUGGUUCUACCAGCAGACGACCCCGACUCCUGGAAUGUUCAAAUAUUUCGGUCUAUUGAUGGUGGUGCUGUAGAUGGCUUUCCAGAUACACCUGAAGAUGCAUCCAGAGUAGGCCUUGUAAGUGGGAAGGAUAAUGUUAUAGAUAGGAGUAUUCAAGAUGCUUAUAUUAAUGCUAUUCGCAGAGCGAAAAAUUUCAUAUAUAUUGAGAAUCAAUAUUUCCUUGGAAGCUCUUAUGGUUGGAAAUCAAAUGGUAUAAGGGUAGAAGAAAUCAAUGCUUUGCAUCUUAUUCCAAAGGAGAUCUCGUUGAAGAUUGUGAGCAAGAUUGAAGCUGGAGAGAGAUUUACAGCAUAUAUUGUCAUUCCAAUGUGGCCAGAAGGCAUUCCUGAGAGUGCUUCAGUUCAAGCAAUAUUAGAUUGGCAAAGGAGAACCUUAGACAUGAUGUACACAGAUAUAGCUCAAGCCCUUCGGAAGAAGGGUCUCGAUGCAAAUCCUAGAGAUUACUUGACAUUCUUCUGCCUUGGCAAUCGAGAGAAGACGAGAAGUGGAGAAUAUGUACCACCAGAGAAACCAGAGCCCAAUUCAGAUUAUGCUCGGGCUCAAGAGCACCGACGUUUUAUGAUCUAUGUUCAUUCAAAAAUGAUGAUAGUUGACGAUGAAUACAUAAUUAUUGGGUCUGCCAACAUCAACCAGAGGUCAAUGGACGGAGGAAGAGACUCCGAGAUUGCAAUGGGGGCUUUUCAACCUCAUUAUUUGGCAUCUGGUGAGCCUGCAAGAGGUCAAAUCUAUGGCUUCAGAGUGGCUCUAUGGUACGAGCAUCUUGGUCUGUUUGACAAAGCCUUCCAUAACCCAGAGAGUGAAGAAUGCAUCCAAUUCGUAAACAAGCUCGCUCUAGAGAACUGGCAAUUUUACUCAGACGAUACCUUUGAUGGCGAUCUUCCUGGCCAUCUGCUUUCCUAUCCCAUCCAAGUAGGCUCAAACGGAUCGGUUUCGGCGCUGCCAAAGUUUGAAUUUUUCCCUGACACGAAGGCUCGUGUUCUUGGGCAACUAGCCGAGUAUCUACCUCCAAUCCUUACCACUUGACGACAUGUCGUGUGAGGAGGAUUAUUUGCGUGAUUUGAUCAUCUCCUCGUACCUAGGAUUGGUUGGUCAAAAGAUGUAAAUAUGUUGUGUCGGUAAAGAUUUGAUCUUUAGAUGACUUGAUUGAUGUUGAAUUGUUUCAUUAUUCUCAGAACAAAAAGGGAAAGUUAGAAAUUGGAACAAUACAGAAGACUAGAAGAGAAAAGAAUAGUUUUUAUAGACUUAAAAUAUUGGAAUAUAUUCUCAAAUUUGACC